Penicillium macrosclerotiorum is the source of this 1899-nucleotide messenger RNA. RefSeq lists its product as uncharacterized. The record is from RefSeq and is a predicted model, not a curated record. The transcript is spliced from 2 exons. Gene Ontology annotation, molecular function: dipeptide transmembrane transporter activity. Gene Ontology annotation, biological process: oligopeptide transport; transmembrane transport. NCBI's taxonomy places the organism in Eukaryota, Fungi, Ascomycota, Eurotiomycetes, Eurotiales, Aspergillaceae. Gene Ontology annotation, cellular component: membrane. The coding region runs from base 1 to 1899 and encodes 632 amino acids.
AUGGCCACCGAGGCCGUCACCCGCUCCUCCAGCUCGAUGGAUAUCCAUGAAAGCAAUCGGGAUGUGCUCACCGAGAAGAACGAAGUGAUCGACCUGCACAAGCCCGAGAAGAGUCUCGUCUCCGAGGCAUAUCUCCAGCAGUUGGGAGACGAGGACCCAACCGAAGAGGAGUUGCACGGAGAAAAUGCCCUGCGCCGAGUGUCGGCUCCGAUUCCCUGGGCUGUCUACACUGUUGCCUUUGUUGAGCUCUGCGAACGAUUUUCGUACUAUGGCACUCAAGUUCUAUAUUCCAACUUUGUGAACCACUCGCUGCCCCAGAUCAACGGCCCCGCUGGCUCCAACCACUAUACAGGCGCCGGUGGUGGUACGUCCCAGGGUGUCUCGGGAGCGCUAGGCCAGGGCGUGGAGACCGCGAACGGAAUCAACACCUUCAAUACCUUCUGGUGCUACGUUAUUCCUCUCUUCAGUGCGUACGUUGCAGAUGAGUACUGGGGACGAUACAAGACCAUCUGCUGGUCGAUUGGUUUCGCGAUUCUCGGUCAUAUCAUCCUCGUCAUUUCUGCCAUUCCUCCCGUCAUCACCAACACCAAUGCAUGCUUUGGCGUCUUCAUGCUCGGUGUCAUCAUCAUGGGCUUCGGCACCGGUGGUUUCAAGCCCAAUAUCUCCGCCCUAGUGGUGGAGCAGAUUCCUGCCGUGAAUCUGAAGGUGCGCACUCUGCCCUCUGGUGAGCGAGUCAUCAUCGACCCGACCAUCACACAGUCUCGGAUCUAUCACUACUUCUACCUGUUCAUCAACAUCGGUGCUCUGAUCGGCCAGAUCGGUAUGGCGUACGCUGAGAAGUACGUUGGUUUCUGGCUGGCCUAUCUACUGCCCACUCUCAUGUUCCUGACCACCCCGUUCGUCAUGUUCUGGGGCCGCAAGCGCUACCGCCAGGCUCCGCCCCAGGGUUCGGUCGUGUCAAAGGCUGUUCGUACCUUCUUCUACGCUCUCAAGGACCGCUGGCACUGGAACCCGGUCAAGUUCUGGAAGCGCACCCACGACGGGACCCUAUGGGAGGUGGCCAAGCCAUCCAACAUUCCGCCACACCUGCGACCUAAAUGGAUGACCUUUGACGAUGCGUGGGUGGAUGAAGUGCGCCGUGGAUUCGCGGCCUGCGCUGUGUUCUGCUACUACCCGUUGUACUGGCUCGCCUACGGCCAGCUGACGAACAACCUGACGGCACAAGCGAGUACGAUGACGCUGCACGGAGUGCCGAACGACGUGGUGAACAACCUGGACCCGUUCGCGUUGAUCAUCUUCAUCCCCAUCUGUGACACCUUCCUGUACCCAGGACUGCGCAAGCUGGGCUUCCGCUUCACUGCCAUCAAGAAGAUCUUCGUGGGCUUUAUUCUGGCGGCGUUGGCGAUGGUGUGGUCCGCCAUCAUCCAGUACUAUAUCUAUACUCGCUCGCCCUGUGGCUACGACGCGAACAACUGCUACAGCGAGAACGGUUCCGUGAUUGCCGCCCCAAUCAACGUCUGGGCGCAGACUGGUGCCUAUGUACUGAUCGCAUUCUCCGAGAUUUUCGCCUCCAUCACCUCUCUUGAAUACGCCUACUCCAAGGCGCCCCGCAACAUGCGUUCCCUCAUCCAGGCCAUCUCGCUCUUCACCAAUGCCAUCUCUGCCGCCAUCGCCGAGGCCCUGAACCCGCUGUCCAGCGACCCCUUGCUCAUCUGGAACUACGGUGUCUUCGCUGUUCUGUCCGGUGUCGGUGGUGUGCUGUUCCUCUGGCAGUUCUGGUCCCUCGAUAAGGAGGAAGAUGCUCUGAACAACCUGCCGGAGGGCCACGUCGAAGCGGACGAGAAAAGCAGCAGCACAGCCAUCCUGGUCUCGGCAGAGAUUGGCCCCGUGAAGGGAUAA